Messenger RNA from Salvelinus namaycush (lake trout), 1475 nucleotides. Its product is annotated as gastrula zinc finger protein XlCGF17.1-like. The record is from RefSeq and is a predicted model, not a curated record. Bases 1 to 870 code for a protein of 289 amino acids. The transcript is spliced from 2 exons. Lineage: Eukaryota; Metazoa; Chordata; Actinopteri; Salmoniformes; Salmonidae. Gene Ontology annotation, molecular function: DNA-binding transcription factor activity, RNA polymerase II-specific; RNA polymerase II cis-regulatory region sequence-specific DNA binding. Gene Ontology annotation, biological process: regulation of transcription by RNA polymerase II.
AUGGAGGAUGAUAUGGCUCAUAUACACACAGGAAAGAAGCCUUACUCCUGCUCUGACUGUGGGGUGAGUUUAGCUCGACUGGAUACCUUAAAAACACACCAACGUAUACAUACGGGAGAGAAGCCUUACUACUGCCCUGACUGUGGGGAUAGUUUCUCUCAAAUGAGCAGCUUAAAAGCACACCAACAAAUACAUACAGGAGAGAAGCCUUACUCCUGCUCUGAUUGUGGGAAGAGGUUCUCCCGAUCGGAUACCUUGAAAUCACAUGAACGUAUACAUACAGGAGAGAAGCCUUACUACUGCUCUGACUGUGGAAAACGUUUCUCCCGAUUGGAUAACUUGAAAUCACAUGAACGUAUACAUACAGGAGAGAAGCCAUACUCCUGUUCUGACUGUGGAAAAUGCUUCAAAACAUUAACUGAGCUAAAAGUACAUCAGAGAACACAUACAGGAGAGAGGCGUUACUUCUGCUCUGACUGUGGAAAAUGUUUUAAAACAUCAACUGAGCUAAACCUUCAUCAGAGAACACAUACAGGAGAGAAGCCUUACUUCUGCUCUGACUGUGGGAAGAGUUUCUCCCGAUUGGAUUCCUUAAAAACACAUGAACGUAUACAUACAGGAGAAAACCCUUACUCCUGCUCUGACUGUGUAAAAUGCUUCAAAACAUCAACUGAGCUAAAAGUUCAUCAGAGAACACACACAGGAGAGAAGCCUUAUUACUGCUCUGUCUGUGGAAAAUGUUUUAAAACAUCAAAUGAGCUAAAAGUUCACCAGAGAACACACACAAGAGAGAAGCCUUACGUCUGCUCUGGCUGUGGCAAGAGUUUCUCUCACCAGAGCAACUUAAAAACACACCAACGUGUACAUUAAGGAGAAAAGCCUCAUCAGUUCUCUGACCAGCUAAGAAUAAAGUCACUCCAUCACUUAAUUCAUCUCAUAAAAGAAGUUGUAACGUUGAAUUGGAUCAAAUGAAGAAAGUAUAGAACACUAUUGUAAUCCUAUUGUUUCUCACUGUGAGAGAACUGUCCAGAGGAAAGGGAGCAUUACAUAAUGUUAGCCUCUCUUUACUUUACUGAUCAGUGUGCACCUUGUCAGUUUUAGUGUGCUUUGUUUUGUUAGCUUCUACUGUAAAGAUGUGCACUUAGUGUUGACCCUCUGUGAGGCUUCUCAUUUUGAUUUGAGAUUUGUCAGACACUAGUCUGACAAUUGACUAGGUGGUACUGCUUCCCUCUCAGCCUGGUCUGACUCUGUCUGUGCGGAGAGUUUCAACUGGGCAGCUUAAAAACACACCAACAUUUACACGUAGGAGAGAAGCCUUACUCCUGCUCUGUGGUAGGAUGGGCGUGUAACUCAAACGUCUAGCCAAAGGUUGCGUUUUUGAAUCUCAUCACAGAGGACUUUAGCAUUUUAGCUAAUUAGCAACGUGGUUACAUGUGAUCUGCAGUUGUGAGGCCGGUUGGAUGUACUGCAAAAUU